CUCAUAGUCGUGUCUAAUUGUUGAACUCCAUCAAUCCAAUGGCUUCUUCGCCGAAAUCCAAAGGAACUUACCACGUCUUCUUGAGUUUCAGAGGAGAGGUGCGUAACAACUUCAUCGGUCAUCUUUACAGAGCGUUAGUCAAGAACGGAAUACAUACUUUCCGAGAUAGUGAGGAAUUGAGGAAGGGAGAGAAUAUAUCGAUGCUCAUGAAGGCCAUCAAAGAAUCGUGCAUCGCAAUCAUUGUUUUCUCUGAGGAUUACGCUUCUUCAUGGUGGUGCUCGGAAGAGUUGGCCAUGAUCAUGAAGUGCAAGGAGCAAAAGGACCUCAUCGUUCUACCAGUAUUUUAUAAAGUAGACCCAAAAGAAGUGAGAGCGGGGAGAACGAGUUAUGCGAGAGGCCUGGCAAAGCAUGAGUCUAAGUAUGGAAAAAAUUCGAAGGAAAUGAAGAGAUACAAGAAAGCUCUUCUCGACGCUGGCAGCUUGUCCGGGUGGACUUUGAAUGAUGGAGAUGAUGAGUCAAAGGUUGUACAAGAAAUUGUGAAGGAUAUCUCAACUCGUCUAAGCCAAACACCUUUUGUUGUUGAUGAGCAUCCGGUUGGGAUAGAGUCCCGAGUGGUUGAGGUGAAAUCAAUGUUGAACCUUGAAUCUAAGGAUGAUGUUCUCAUGGUGGGAUUAUGGGGACAGGGAGGCAUCGGAAAGACAACUUUAGGGAGAGCCAUUUUUAAUGAUAUUUCCAAACCAUUUGACGGUUCAAGUUUUUUGGCAAAUGUUCGAGAAAAGUCAAAGGAUGGCAUGGGUUUAGUUACUUUGCAAGAACAAUUACUCAAUGAUAUAUUGUUACCGCCAACAAGAUUAGUGGUGUCCGAUGUCGCUAGAGGUAAAAGUCUAAUACCACUUAGACUCCAUGACAAAAGAGUUCUUGUCAUCCUUGAUGAUGUGGAAGAUGUGGAGCAGUUAUGUGCUUUAGUAGGAAAAGCCAAUUGGUUUGGUAGUGGGAGUAGGAUCCUCAUUACUACAAGAGACAGGCAUUUGCUGACUCCCACCAUAGAUCGAGAUCGUGUGUAUGUGCAUGAAGUUAAAGCACUGGAGGAUGGUGAAGCUCGUGCGCUGCUUAGUAAGCAUGCUUUUCCGACAUACAAAAAAUUAGAAAGCAGGGCAGAUCUAUUGGAUGGUUUUUCGAAUCAUGCUAAAGGCCUACCUUUAGCACUUGAGGUGUUGGGUUCCUUAUUAUGUGGUACAACAGAAGAUGUAUGGGAAAGUAUACUAAAGAGACUUUCCAUGACUCCUAACGAAAAGAUUAAUAAUGUGCUCAAAGUGAGUUAUGAUGGACUAGAGAAAAAUGAGCGAGAGAUCUUUCUCCAUGUUGCAUGCUUCUUUAAGGGGCGAGCAAGAGAGUAUACAAAGAGAGUUCUUGACAGUUGUGAUCUACAAACAGCUGCAGGAUUUGAUACUCUUAUUAAGAGGUCCAUGAUAAGAAUUGAGUACGGAAACCUACAAAUGCAUGACUUGAUUCAAUCGAUGGGUAUGCAUAUGGUGGAGCAAGAAUUUGAUGAUCCCGGGAGACGCAGUAGACUACGGCUAUAUGAGGAUGUUCUUGAAGUUCUAUCACGCGACAUGGGAAAUUGUGAUGUAAAAGCCAUUGUGUUGGAGCCAUCUGUGCGGAUAAAGAUAUGUGCCGGUCCAGAUGCUUUUACAAAAAUGAGAAGGUUGAGAUUGCUCAUCUUGCACAAUGUUUCUUUCCAAAGUCCUAUAUGUCUUCCUAACGAGGUAAGAUGGAUUGAAUGGCCCGAUGCUCCCUGGUAUCCAGAAUUUUCUUGUGGUCCAAAGAAAUUAGUGCGACUUGAAAUGCCCGGAGGCAGGAUGACAUUUAUUCCAAAACCAUUGGAGGACUUCCAGCAAUUGAAGUACCUUAAUUUCAGUGAAUGUGAGUCAAUGGUUCGUAUGCCCGACCUCUCAUGUUCUUCAAAUUUCGAGGAAUUGGAUCUCAAGCAUUGUAAAAACUUGGGAAAAGCAGGCGAGUCGAUUGCAAAUCAUGCCAAGUUCCAGCGUCCUCAUUGCUCUUUUCGUUUCUCCGGAAGUAAGAUGCCAGAGUGGAUCUUGACUGUUGAUAGCAAGGUGCCACUCCUCCCUAUUGAUAGCCAGGUGCCAGACAGGAUGCUGAUUGGAGACUAUGGCCCUGUUGAAAGGCGUUCCAUAUCGUUCACGGUUUCAGAAGGCUUGUAUAAGAAGUUUCUUGGAUUGGCUCUUUGUGUUGUUGUCCUUAGACAUUAUUUGGAAGAGGAAGCCUUUUUGAGCAUUGAACGACAUGUUAAUGGCAAACAGCGGGGUUUCAAGCAAGAACGAUUCCAUUUAUUGACUAGGUGUCAUAUCUAUAUCCAGUAUUUCACUCUGGAUAAUCUAUGGGGAGAAGUAGAUUUUGGCCAAAUUGCUGGGAGGUAUGCACAACUUAGCCUUACGGUGGGAGGAUAUGUGUUAGCAUGGGGAUUAUGA
Molecule: messenger RNA, 2489 nt
Organism: Rhodamnia argentea
Lineage: Eukaryota; Viridiplantae; Streptophyta; Magnoliopsida; Myrtales; Myrtaceae
Product: disease resistance protein RUN1-like
Exons: 5
Coding region: 39-2489 (816 amino acids)
Biological process (GO): signal transduction; defense response
Molecular function (GO): ADP binding
Source: RefSeq, a predicted model, not a curated record